AGGAUGGUAAAAAAUCAAUUGCACCGUUCCCUUGCUCCUCCAAUGCCGGCCACCCAUCUCCCGUUCCCCCGCGUCCUCACCACCGCCGCCUAAUCCGCCUUCCUCUCUGCCUCCCCGUGCACCUGACCUCCUCCUGCACCCGAUGUCCGCCACCCCGCCGUCGUCGCGGGACCCGUCGCCGCAGCCCCGGCGGCCGUCCUCCUCCAUGGGGGGCAAGCGCGGGGGCCUCCUCCUUCUCGGGCGCUAUGAGCUGGGCCGCCUCCUAGGCCACGGCACCUUUGCCAAGGUCUACCAUGCCCGCCACGCCGACACCGGCGAGAGCGUGGCCAUCAAGGUGCUCGACAAGGAGAAGGCCCUCCGCCACGGCCUCGUCCCGCACAUCAAGCGCGAGAUCGCCAUCCUCCGCCGCGUGCGCCACCCCAACAUCGUGCGCCUCUACGAGGUCAUGGCCACCAAGUCCAAGAUCUACUUCGUCAUGGAGCUCGUCCGCGGCGGCGAGCUCUUCGCGCGCGUCGCCAAGGGCCGGCUCAAGGAGGACACCGCGCGCCGCUACUUCCAGCAGCUCAUCUCCGCCGUGGGGUUCUGCCACGCGCGGGGCGUCUUCCACCGGGACCUCAAGCCCGAGAACCUCCUCGUCGACGAGCGCGGCGUCCUCAAGGUCUCCGACUUCGGCCUCUCGGCCGUCGCCGAUCAGUUCCACCCCGACGGGCUCCUCCACACCUUCUGCGGCACCCCCUCCUACGUCGCGCCGGAGGUGCUUGCUCGCCGCGGCUACGAUGGCGCCAAGGCGGACAUAUGGUCGUGUGGUAUCAUCCUGUUCGUGCUCAUGGCUGGCUACCUUCCUUUCCAUGACCAGAACCUCAUGGCAAUGUACCGAAAGAUUUACAGGGGGGAAUUUCGGUGCCCAAGGUGGUUCUCCAAGGAUCUUACCAGUCUAUUGAAUCGUAUGCUUGACACAAACUCAGAGACGAGGAUCACCGUGGCUGAGAUCAUGGAGAGCAGGUGGUUUCAGAAGGGCUUCCGGCCGGUCAGGUUCUAUGUCGAGGAUGACCAGGUGCACAGCUUGGCAGACGGUGAGAAUGAAGUGUCAGAGCUGGGGCCUAGUGAGCCUCCUCGUCCGCCGCCACCACCACAGCAAGAGGAAGACGGUGAGGAGUCCGGGUGGGAAUCGGACUCGUCGGUAGCAUCUUGCCCAGCUACAUUGUCAUCGGAGGAGAGGAGACGGCCAGCUGGAUCUCUCACACGGCCAGUAAGUCUUAACGCAUUUGAUAUCAUAUCGUUCUCGAGUAAAUUCAAUUUGUCGGGGUUGUUUGAGGAGCGAGGCAACGAAGUGAGGUUUGUCUCAGCACAGCCCAUGCAAACGAUUAUAACAAGAUUGGAGGAGAUUGCAAAGGUGAAGAGCUUCUCAGUCCGGCGAAAGGACUGGCGGGUGAGCCUGGAAGGCACGAGGGAAAGUGAGAAGGGUCCAUUGACAAUCGGGGCUGAGAUAUUUGAGCUCACACCAAGCCUUGUGGUUGUCGAGGUGAAGAAGAAGGCAGGGGACAGGGAAGAGUAUGAGGACUUCUGCGAGAGGGAGUUGAAACCUGGGAUGCAGCAUCUCGUGCACCAAACGGCGUCGGUUCCAGAUAUACCUUCUGAUACUGAGUAGCAUGAAAGGAAAAUUUAUGAUUUGGUUUCCCCUGCAACAAAUUCCUUUUCACCUUAGACUCUUGCAUUUGUGAUUUGGUCCGCACCUGGAAAAUUCCAUUCAAAUGAUGGUGCCAAAAUUCAACUGCACCGUAGCAACUUGUAUUCUGUUCGCGGAAACUAAUUUUCAGUAGACAUAAUGAACACCGGCAUUGGAAAAGAAACAUUGAAAUUAAGUGCUCUACCAAAACCUUUUUUUAAUAAUUGUUAUGCUAAGUAUCUAGUUGUUGGUUAGUUGUCAUGCGCCCAUUUUCACUGUGCGCCCUGCUGUACGCUGUGGGUAUCCUCACCUCAUACUAUUUAUAAAUAUAAUCGUGACUUGACAUGUUUAGCUAAUCUAACUAAAUGGGAUGGAUGCUUGGAUUUAUUUUGGUGUUAAGAAGAAAUAGGUAAACAGACAGCUAUAUUUUGCAUUGCUCAUCUUUAAAAUCCUUCUUUCCAAUCUAACUAAAUGGGAUGGGUGCCUUGCCAAGGAUGGAUAUUUUGGCCGUUCAUGUGAUGUAGUGAAAAAUAUUUGGCAUGCUUAAUUUGUACUUCUCAGGUUACGGAGAUAUUUUCACCCUUUUUCAGCGUAGUUUCUUCAUUUGAUAGCACCAAAGGCCAAUUUUUAGCAAAGUAACUUCAUCAAGAAAAAAAUGCAGUACAUGGGAUCAAAGGCCAACUUUUAGUAAAGUCACUUCAUCAAGAAAAAAUGAAGUACAUUGAGUGGGAUCAAUUAAUUGUGUGGAGACAGCGAAAUAUACCUAACAAAACCAUGACUUGGAAAAUACUAAAAAAUAAAUUUAACAAAUAAAUGCUUGGAGAAAAUAUAAUGUUUUGAUACACUGUCCAUGUCCUAAAUUUUCUUGUUUUCUUUAUUAAAUUACGGAAAUGUUGAAAUUUCCCUACUCAUUCAAGCAGCUGCAGGUGCAUAUGGAGACAAAAUUAAGUUUCCCAAAUGCAGCAAGAUUUUCAUUUCUCUUGUUUUGUAUGUCAUAUUUUAUUUCUUAGGUCUAAGGGUUUCUGUAUAAAUGCGAAAUAUUUAUAUCCAGCUUGUAGGAUGUUUUUCAAGAAGCUCCAUGUGCCAGAACGAACCAGCUCAGUGGGAGGCUUCAAACUCCCCCCCCCCCUCCCCCCCAUUCAUUGCAUUUUAUGUAAUGAACUACCAAAAGUCAAGCCAUCUGUUACUUUAGGCUGAAAGGCUUAUAUUGCUUAAACAAGUGCCUCAGCUUGAAGCAGCUACAACGACCUUUGGCUCAACUUGUCGUUGCAUUUACUGGCCUAAGGUUGCUUCCUCCAGGAAACAGCUGACAUAAUCAUUCAGUAGCUUUGAACGGUUUCAAGGUUCAUUGGUCAGUUUUCUCGAGCAGUUUUCUUGCUGUCUGUAGAAUUUUCAGAACCUUGAACACCAGCACUGCUUCAAGGAAGAAUUUUGGCUGGAAGAGCAGAGCCUAAAAAAUCUUGUGGUCAAGCAAGAUUAUAGUUGUAUCAGAAUGAAAAGAAGCGGGUAAGAUUGUAGUUGCAUUCAGGGUUCAAUACUAAAUGUUCUAACAUAUGUACUGCGAAAGCUCAGGGAUUACCUGUGAUAGUUUUGAGAUUUAGUUUAGUGCGAACAUUGGUCCAUUUGUUGCGUAAUGAAAUACCUUAUGUUGAUCAACCAGUCCUUUUGGGCGCUCCUUUUCAAUAAUUGUAUCAGUAUUCUCUCUCUA
Phragmites australis (common reed) is the source of this 3374-nucleotide messenger RNA. RefSeq names its product CBL-interacting protein kinase 19-like. NCBI's taxonomy places the organism in Eukaryota, Viridiplantae, Streptophyta, Magnoliopsida, Poales, Poaceae. The record is from RefSeq and is a predicted model, not a curated record. The transcript has 4 exons. Bases 143 to 1648 code for a protein of 501 amino acids. Gene Ontology annotation, biological process: signal transduction; protein phosphorylation. Gene Ontology annotation, molecular function: ATP binding; protein kinase activity.